GUCCAACAGCUGUUAUUAUCGUGAACCGGCGGCGUGAAAACUUUAUAUAAAAACAAAAUAACAAUGCUGCUGCGUGUAAAUGCUCAAAUGUGGAAACAAAUAUGUGCGCUGCAGCGCUCAUCUGCCGGCAAAUGUCCGAGCAUAGCCACGCAGUUCCGCAGGAAGAUUACACAACAAGCACAACAGCCACCAAAAGUUGAAUGGACAACGAGCAUUCCCAAAAAGGACAAGGAUAAAAUCACAGCAUUAGGCUGGUUCCUACUUCUCAUACCAGCCACCACCUUUGGUUUGGGCUGCUGGCAGGUGAAACGCAAAAUCUGGAAAGAGCAGCUAAUCAAAGAUUUACAUAAGCAACUUCAUACGGCGCCGGUGGAAGUGCCCGAAGACUUGAGUCAGCUGGAUGAGAUGGAGUAUCGCUUGGUUACGCUGCGUGGCCACUUUCUGCACGAUAAGGAAAUGCAAAUGGGACCAAGAUCGCUCAUACGACCCGAUGGCGUUGAGACACAAGGCGGACUAUUCUCUCAGCGUGACUCGGGCAAUGGUUAUCUUAUUGUGACCCCGUUUAAAUUGGCCGACAGAGAUGACAUCGUGUUGGUGAAUCGUGGUUGGGUGACGCGCAAGCACAUUGAUCCCGCAACGCGUGAAGUGGGUCAGGUGAAGCAAGAGGUGCAAUUGACUGCCGUGGUGCGCAAGGGCGAGAGUCGUCCACAGUUUACGCCCGAUCACAAGGGAGGUCAGGUCUUUUUGUAUCGUGAUUUGCCCAAGAUGUGCGCUUCUACAAAUGCAGCUCCCGUCUUCCUGGAUGCCGUGUAUGAUGCAAAGAGUCCACAAAAUAGUCCCAUUGGUGGGCAGACACGGGUGACGCUGCGGAACGAUCAUUUGUCGUACCUGGUGACCUGGUUUAGCUUGUCGGCAGCGACAUCCUAUCUCUGGUAUCGCCAGAUCGUUAGAAGAAUACCAUUUUAAAAUGCCAGCAUUAUGAUUAUUUACUGUUGUUUAUUAUUUAUAUAAAAAAAUGUACAUGCUCGUGUGUAAA
This is a messenger RNA of Drosophila nasuta, 1036 nucleotides long. It is a transcript of the gene Surf1, whose product is annotated as surfeit locus protein 1. The record is from RefSeq and is a predicted model, not a curated record. Lineage: Eukaryota; Metazoa; Arthropoda; Insecta; Diptera; Drosophilidae. Gene Ontology annotation, cellular component: mitochondrion; membrane. Gene Ontology annotation, biological process: mitochondrial respiratory chain complex IV assembly. The transcript is spliced from 4 exons. The coding region runs from base 64 to 966 and encodes 300 amino acids.